This is a messenger RNA of Toxotes jaculatrix (banded archerfish), 1254 nucleotides long. RefSeq names its product nuclear receptor subfamily 2, group E, member 3 (gene nr2e3). Lineage: Eukaryota; Metazoa; Chordata; Actinopteri; Toxotidae. Gene Ontology annotation, biological process: cell differentiation; negative regulation of transcription by RNA polymerase II; anatomical structure development. The transcript has 8 exons. The record is from RefSeq and is a predicted model, not a curated record. Gene Ontology annotation, molecular function: nuclear receptor activity; zinc ion binding; RNA polymerase II cis-regulatory region sequence-specific DNA binding. The coding region runs from base 1 to 1254 and encodes 417 amino acids.
AUGGAGGACCACAUGAGCAAAAUGAACAUGUUUUCUUCUGACAUCUCUAAUGACUGCACAGAUGGAACUCAAUCAGAAAAAAGUUCAGUCCAAGGUAAAGCACUUGGCCAAGGACUGCUUUGUAAAGUGUGUUCUGAUUCAAGCAGUGGUAAACACUAUGGCAUCUAUGCCUGUAAUGGCUGCAGUGGCUUCUUCAAGCGCAGUGUAAGACGAAGACUCAUCUACAGGUGUCAGGCUGGAACUGGGAGGUGUCCUGUUGACAAGGCUCAUCGGAACCAGUGCCAAGCUUGUCGACUAAAGAAAUGUCUCCAAGCUGGCAUGAACAAAGAUGCUGUGCAGAAUGAGCGACAGCCCAGAAGCACAGCACAUGUCAGUCUAGACUCUAUAAGCGUGGACCCUAAAAAGGAGCACUUGGCCACCACACGGGAACUCACCUCUUCUACCACGUACCCAUCGGCCAUCUGCAGACCUCAGGUCACUUCAUCUGUCACCAACAUACAGCCCUGCAGCAACCCCAGUAACAGCCACCGCUUCAUGGUCAGCCUGCUGACUGCUGAGACCUGUGCGAAACUGGAACCUGAAGAUGUGGAGGAGAAUAUUGAUGUGACAACAAACGAUUCAGAGAGAGAUCGGACUCCCUCUGACUUUCGCACGACCCCGUACACCUCCAGCUGUUCAGAGAGUGUAUAUGAGACAUCGGCAAGACUCCUCUUCAUGUCUGUCAAGUGGGCAAAAAAUUUGCCUGUUUUUGCUCACUUGCCAUUUCGAGAUCAGGUGAUCCUCCUUGAAGAAGCUUGGAGUGAGAUGUUCCUCCUCUGUGCCAUCCAGUGGUCCCUGCCCAUGGACAGCUGUCCCCUUCUGUCUCUGCCAGACCUUUCCCCCACACAGCAGGCCAAGAGCAGCCUCCCCACAGCUGACCUGCGCAUCCUGGAAGAGGUCUUCAAUCGCUUCAAGGCCCUGGCUGUUGACCCUACUGAGUUUGCUUGCCUGAAGGCCAUUUUACUGUUCAAGCCAGAGACGUGCAGCCUCAAAGACCCAGAGCAGGUGGAGAAUCUGCAGGACCAGUCGCAGGUGUUGCUGAGUCAGCAUAUCCAUUCAAUAUACCCCAGCCAGAGUGCCAGGUUUGGGAGACUGUUACUGCUGCUGCCUUCCCUCCGCUUUGUGAGCUCUGAGAAAAUAGAACAGCUGUUCUUUCACAGGACCAUUGGUAGCACGCCCAUGGAGAAGCUGCUGUGUGACAUGUUUAAAAACUGA